ACUGCACUGAUGUUUUGGGAUGAAGAUGAAGAGGAAGUAAGCAGAACGACAUCACUUCAGCAGAAGUAGAUAACCACAUUCAGAUCAUCAUAUCCUGAGUGUGCGCUGCUGAACGCUGCACGAACAUGGAGUAGUAAGCUGUCUACAGCGUGUGGAAAUCUAAUGCUGCUGGCCUGGUUUUAGCUUUGAUUUAAGCUUCCUCUCUCUAGCGAUGUCUACGAAAACGUGGCCUCCUGGUACACACUGUGUCGCCAAAAGUGACCACACAAAACCUAAACCCAAUGAAGUCUUCUAUCGCAAAGGAGACAUCCUUACCAUUUUAAGUUUGGAGUUGUUGAUGGGGAAGGCCAUCUACCGGGCCAAGCACAACAGGACAGGUGAAGAAGGUCUGAUCUUUGCUUCUAACAUGCGAGAACGUGAAGCCCUCCGUGUAGACCCCAGUCUCAGCCUCAUGCCAUGGUUCCAUGGGAAAAUCUCAGGUCCGGAGGCUGUCAGCAAACUGCGGCCGAAGGAGGACGGCCUGUUUCUGGUGCGCGAGUCCAUUCGGCACCCCGGUGACUACGUCCUGUGCGUAAGCUUUAAACAAGAGGUCCUUCAUUACCAUGUGAUCUACCAGGAAUCCAAGCUGACAAUUGAUGGGACGCAGUACUUCUACAACCUCAUCGACAUGGUGGAGUUCUACUCGAAGAACAAAGGCAUUAUUGCUACCACACUGCAGAAACCUAAAGAGAAAGAGGGAACUAAGUCAGCUGCACUGCAGCUAUCGAAAAUGGGCUGGCUAUUAGAUCUCUCAAAACUUACUUUAGGAGAAAGUAUUGGACAUGGCGAAUUUGGAGCUGUGUUUCAGGGUGAAUACAUGGGUAGGGCGGUGGCAGUGAAAAACAUAAAGUCUGAUGUCACUGCACAAGCUUUCUUGGAUGAAACUUCUGUUAUGACAAAACUGCAGCAUAAGAAUCUGGUGCAGUUAUUAGGAGUGAUUCUACACAAUGGCCUCUACAUCAUCACAGAAUUUAUGGCAAAGGGUAAUCUGGUGAAUUACUUGCGAUCACGAGGACGCUCAGUUAUCACCAAAGAUGAACUCCUGCAAUACGCUCUAGAUGUGUGUGAAGGGAUGGAGUAUCUGGAGUCAAAGAAACUCGUACACCGGGACCUGGCUGCCCGUAACAUCCUCAUAUCUGAUGACAAUGUUGCCAAGGUCAGUGACUUUGGCCUGGCCAUGAACAACUGUCAGAGCAUUGACAACACAAAGUUACCUGUAAAAUGGACUUCACCUGAGGCCUUAAACAACAAGACGUUCUCUACACGGUCAGACAUUUGGAGUUAUGGUGUGCUUCUAUGGGAAACGUUCUCCUUUGGCAGACAGCCCUACCCCAAAAUGUCUCUGAAGGAGGUGAAGGAGCAGGUGGAGGCGGGAUACCGCAUGGAGUCACCUGAAGACUGUCCAUCUGAAAUCUAUGCCAUCAUGAGGCUCUGUUGGGAGAAGGAUCCCAAAAUGCGACCAUCAUUCCAAAAGCUAAGAGAGCGUCUACAGGCUGAGCUGAACAAACAUGAGUCCGCCACAGAGUCCUGACUUCAUUUUCUUAUUUUCAUUCGCACAUCUGCUUUCUUCAUAGCAGACCAGACAUUUUAUUUACAAAUAAUUACACUAUACUGUACUGGACACAGUAACAACGUUCCUGCUUGUAAACCUGUUCAGCACGAUUUGACAUGGAAUGUACUCUCUAUACUUCACUUGCUAAUUUAUUUUAAUUGUAGAUUAUUUUUUAUAUCUAACACUUUAUUUCAAAAGAGUAUUUCACAAUGGAUGUGUAAUCUACUUAAGUGCGCAUGCAGACCUCAAAGCAAAAGGCAGAAUGAAGCUCCUUUUUGUUUUGAAAACUGGCACACCUGAGGCCUGUUUCACGAAGCCGGUUUACAGUAGGUAGCUACCCAGGAAAGUUUGAGUUUAGUUUGAGUUAAACUCUGUUUUUUCGGUCUCAACCAGGUGAGGUGGUUUUUAGUGGGUUUCAUCGCCAUGGUACUUGUGCUACACAGCUAACCUUCUCCAGAGCAGGUUUUAUUCUGGGUAAGCUCAAACUUAAACCCAACUUGGAAUAAUCAGCUGCGAGCUAAUUGUUAAUAAAUAAUAAAGGCACUUUGAAGGGAAAGAACUUUUAGGGACAGUUACAAUCCCCUGGCUUUCCCCGAUGACCACAUUUAUGAAAGGUAUGGAUUUUCGGCAGAUGGUAUAGUUUAUCUGUGUCGGCUUCUUGUGCCACACAUUAAAAAUCUGACACGCUGAAGCCACACUUACUGUAGCCUUCCGUGAACUGUUUGUGUUGCUUUGCAGUUCUUUGCAAGUGGUACAGAAUUUUAUGUGGUGGCAUUAUUCCUGUCCUAAUAUAUUGUCACAAAUGUAUAUUUAUUUAUUCAUAUGUAAUUAAAAUAAUUUAUAUUAAAUAAAAUAUGUUGGGGUUAUAAAUUUUCAAUCCGUUUAUUCUCACUGUGAGCCUUUAAAAGUAAAAUUAUUAAUUUACACAAUCAGCAAUUUUCCCAAGCUUUGGCAGCCGCAAAGGUGUGAUUUUUGCGGUUAGUGUAGGUUUAACUUCCUCAUAUUUUCGCAUAAUAAUUUCUUUCUCUUCAACCGGAAGUAGGUAUGCACACCUGCUUUUUUCCAUGUUGAACACUAUUGGCUGUUUGCUGUAAACGUCUGGCUUUUAUGUGCACGCGCAUGCUGAGUAAACCUCGAUUUAGAGUUUAAACCUGGGUUGGCUGAGAAAGUUGAUAACCAGCGUCAUGAAAACUGUUAACCUUAAUUAACCCGGAUUGGAUUUGUUUGGUUUUGUCAACUCAAAACUUGCUCUGCAACACAGAGUUUGUUCACCUCGCUUCGUGAAACAGUGAAGAAGAAUCACCCUUUAAUCUACACAUCACAACACUGAGUGCUAUAAUUUGGUCUGUUGAGAACUUUUGUUCUAUACUGCAUUUUUGAAAAUUUCUUUGCCUUUCUGUCUUCAGAAGAUAAAUGUGAACAGCAGAAAUGUAGGGGGAGAGAGAGAGAGACUCUUCUGGAAAUUAAAAUUCAAGAUCAUGAGUA
Ictalurus punctatus (channel catfish) is the source of this 3076-nucleotide messenger RNA. RefSeq names its product megakaryocyte-associated tyrosine kinase (gene matk). Gene Ontology annotation, biological process: protein phosphorylation. The transcript is spliced from 13 exons. The record is from RefSeq and is a predicted model, not a curated record. Gene Ontology annotation, molecular function: protein tyrosine kinase activity; ATP binding. The coding region runs from base 212 to 1570 and encodes 452 amino acids. NCBI's taxonomy places the organism in Eukaryota, Metazoa, Chordata, Actinopteri, Siluriformes, Ictaluridae.